Messenger RNA from Myxocyprinus asiaticus (Chinese sucker), 5856 nucleotides. RefSeq names its product receptor-type tyrosine-protein phosphatase C-like. NCBI's taxonomy places the organism in Eukaryota, Metazoa, Chordata, Actinopteri, Cypriniformes, Catostomidae. Gene Ontology annotation, biological process: positive regulation of peptidyl-tyrosine phosphorylation; protein dephosphorylation; negative regulation of protein kinase activity. Gene Ontology annotation, molecular function: protein binding; protein tyrosine phosphatase activity. The record is from RefSeq and is a predicted model, not a curated record. The transcript is spliced from 26 exons. Bases 274 to 3300 code for a protein of 1008 amino acids.
ACUGACAAUGGAAACUCUUCUAUCGAAAUACUGUUGAAAUGGUUGAAGCCGUGCACCAAUUACACUGUCAGUGUGGAAGACUGCAAUCCCAUCGGUAAUAACAGUUUUAUAUACCCAACCAUAGAAAAUCAAAACCAUUCUGUGACACAUGUUGGAGGGAAAGUGUGUUUCAUAGAUGAUAAAUGGGAUCUGAAGGAAUGUGAGAAUGUAUCACUUGAAAACUCUUGCAAAAAUAAGACAAUUCAAUUUAAGCUUGACACAUGCAACUACACAAUGAAUGUCAACAUUCCCCCAGUCAAACCGAACAUAACCUUCAAUGAAACUAUCUCCUCUCAGUUUAUCUGGGCUAAUAAACCAGAAACAUGUUCAAUCAAUGAUAUGAAGGUCAGCUGCAGUGUUGAUGGCAAUAAAACCCCCUAUGAGUUAAAUAAGGAUGUGUUUUUAGUGCCCUCCAAAACAUAUAGCUGCACUGGAAAAUACCCUUACAAGGAUUAUUUCAUAGAAAGCAAUAAUCUCCAAAUUAAAAUUGAUUGCGACUGGGAAAAUCAAACUGUGUUUAAAGAAGUAACCCACCAAAGAAUUGUAUUGUUAUGGAAGCUGUUCCCAGGAGAUAAAUGCUCAAAGAUAAAAUGGCAAAGUUUUUCAGGCAUUUGCAAAAGUGAUAAAGAUGUUGUAAAAGUGCAAGAAUGUCAACACAGUUCCAAUACUGCAAGAUGCAGUUUUGAUGGAUUACAUGCAUUUACCAGUUAUACAUUCGAAAUUACAGCCACGACCAACAUUACAAACUACACUACGUUUACCACCUCUAAUAAAACAAAAACACGUUCGUCCAAUCCCAGUUUUGAAGAUAUACCACAUAUACAGCAACUAUCUCACAAUUCUUUUUAUGUUACAUGCAAGAACUUGUCGAACGAUGAGUGGAAUGGACCCCAGGGAAACUAUACAGCCGAACUUAUAAACAAUGGAAUAACUGAACAACAUUUCUCAAAUAAAACGCGCUGUUCAUUUUCAUUUUUAAAUCUUUACUACAACACCAAAUAUAGUAUUAAGAUUACAGCCAAGAAUGAUUAUGGAAAUGCGUCCUCCGUUGAAGUUACCAAAUCCACUAGCUACAAUGACAAGGCUGUCAUCGGAUUCCUGGCUUUCCUCAUUGUUGUGACAUCAGUUGCACUCCUUUUUGUGUUGUACAAAAUUUUUGUGCUCAAACAAAAAAGGCAAGCCGAAGAUGAAAAUAUUCCUCUUACUCAACACCUGCUCAGUGUUGAGCCCAUCGCUGGAGACAGUUUAGUGGACGCUUACAAGAAGAAGAUCGCUGAUGAAGGACGUCUAUUUCUGGCUGAAUUUCAGAGCAUCCCUCGAAUUUUUAACAAUUACACCAUCAAAGAGGCAAAGAAAUUGGAAAACCAGUCCAAGAACCGCUACGUUGACAUUCUGCCUUAUGACUAUAAUCGAGUUACACUCUCAACUGGAGGUGAUGAUGACUACAUCAAUGCCAGCUUUAUUGAGGGAUACAAAGAGCCAAAGAAAUACAUUGCUGCCCAAGGACCCAAAGAUGAGACCAUCGAUGAUUUCUGGAGAAUGAUCUGGGAGCAAAAGUCAUCCAUCAUCGUCAUGGUUACCCGUUGUGAGGAAGGAAAUAAGAGCAAGUGUGCUCAGUACUGGCCAUCUUUGGACAGAGAGACAGAGAUUUAUGAUGAUUUUGUGGUGAAAAUCAGAUCAGAGGACCACUGCCCUGAUUACAUCAUUCGUCAUCUGGUCCUAACCAAUAAGAGAGAGAAAGCUGCAGAAAGAGAAAUCACCCACAUUCAGUUCAUCAGUUGGCCUGACCACGGUGUCCCUGGAGAUCCCAGCCUGCUUCUGAAGCUUAGGAGAAGAGUCAACUCCUUCAAGAACUUCUUCAGCGGCCCAGUCGUGGUCCACUGCAGCGCAGGGGUUGGACGUACAGGAACGUAUAUUGGCAUUGACGCCAUGAUUGAAAGUCUCGAGGCGGAGGGUAAAGUGGACAUCUAUGGAUAUGUAGCAAAACUACGUCGCCAGCGUUGCCUCAUGGUUCAAGUGGAGGCCCAGUACAUACUGAUCCACACCGCUCUGAUAGAGCACAACCAGUUUGGAGAGACAGAGAUCUUCCUCUCUGAAUUUCAUAUGGAGCUCAACACCCUCAGACAGAAAGAUGGAAAUGACCCCAGCUUGCUUGAACUGGAGUUCCAGAAACUUCCCAAGUUUAAAAACUGGAGAACAUUUAACACAGCAAUCAGUGAGGACAACAAGAAGAAAAACCGCUACUCAUCUGUUGUCCCAUAUGACUUCAAUCGUGUCCUGUUCAGACUGGACGUGGAGUGCAACCAGACAAGUGAUCCUGAGGAUGAGGAGUAUUCGUCAGAUGAGGAAGAAGAAGAAUCCAAUGAAUACAUCAACGCCUCAUUCAUUGACGGAUACUGGUGUAAUAAGAGUCUCAUUGCAGCACAGGGGCCUCUACCAAACACAACGGCAGAGUUCCUGUUAAUGCUUUAUCAGCAAAAAACUAAAACUUUGGUCAUGCUCACUGAUUGCAAAGAGGAUAACAAGGAUUAUUGCUCUCAGUAUUGGGGAGAUGAUAAGAAAGUGUUUGGGGAGAUGGAAAUCGAGGUGAAAAAGACAGAGAGUUUCCCAACAUUUGUCAGACGGCGCAUGGAAAUACAGUCCACAAAGAAGAACGAGAUCCUGGAGGUGGAUCAGUAUCAGUUCUUGAAGUGGAGAAACAGUGAACUACCAGAGAACCCUCAGGAGUUGAUAGAGAUGAUAAGGAACAUCAGAGAGAACGGUGGCUAUGACAACAGCAAAAUCAAACGGAAUAUUCCUAUCGUUGUGCACUGCAACAAUGGAUCGUCACGUACUGGAAUCUUUUGUGCCUUAUGGAAUCUCAUGGACAGUGCAUCCACAGAGAAGUUGGUGGAUGUCUUCCAGGUGGUCAAAAAUGUACGCAGGGAGAGGCAGGGAAUGAUUGAAACAAUUGAGCAGUAUCAGUUCCUCUAUACGGCUCUAGAAGGAGCCUUCCCAGUGCAGAAUGGCGGCAUAAAGACACCGGCUUCAAACAACAGCGUUCAAAUCGUCAACGAAACCACAGCGCUUCUCUCACAGCCAGCCAGCAAUACCAGUGUUGACCAGAAGGCGGCAGAAACCAGCCAGACCAAAGAGAGCAAUGAGCACACUGCUGCUGCUACAGAAAAUACCACUGCUUCACCUUCACCAGCAGAGGGAGCUAGUGAGAUCAGCAGCACAUCUGAAAACACCAAUGGGCCUUCUGUUACUAUAGAUGUUUGAGCAUUGUGACGUGUUAUCAGUGGGGCCUAUAUUUCUGAGGGGGCACACCACACAUGUGUGACGUGUUAGUCUAGUGGUGUAGCUUUCAUUAUGUAGGUGACCCUGGUUUGAAUCCUGACCUAAGACUAUAGAUUUUCUGUUUUGAUAAACCAAGCAAAAUUGCAGCUGAACUUGACAGAAUGUUCUUUGUAUGUAAAAGUGCAGCUGUGAGAUUUCAACAAUAAUUUCACAGGACAAAAGUCAUACAAGUUUGGAGUAACAUGAUGGUGGGUUGAUAGCAGGUGUCUUAAAAGAAGGAUAAGAUACCAACUUGUCAAUUAAAUAGCUAUCAAGCUUAUCCAGAAAAGUACAUUUGAUCUCUUGUUUUACAUUUACACUUAACUGUAUAUUUUUGGUACAUUAGGCCAGGGUGUUUUAGCGAAGAGUUGAGGUAGGAUCAGUCAGGCUUGUGCUGAUUCAGUCUCAGGUUUUGAAUUUCUGUAUAAUGAUGCUGUUUGUGUGAAAUCUGUCCAUAUUGAUAUAUUUUUUUGUAUUCAUUUGUAAAGGAUUUACUGUGCUUUAGGAUUUGAUUUGUUUAGGCUAUGAAAUUGCAUUUUUGAAUGUAUUGUAAAAUAAGACCUUCCAAAAAAUAUUUUUUGUAUUUUUGUUUGAAAACUGUAUCAAAGUGCAGUCUCGUUUGUUGUUGAAUCUAAAUUAUGGUGUCUAAAACGCUGGAUGGAAAUCUUUGAUGGGAGUGUGUGCUUUUAUGUUUGAGAACAAAAAAAUAAGAGCAAAGAUAACUUUGCACUACAUUGCUGUCCUCAAACUAUCUUUCAUUUCACUAUAUUUUUCCUGAGUUUUCAAAGCUAAGUUAAUUUUUUUUCCUUUAAAGCAGUUGUUCAAUGUAACUUAAAAAGAAUAAAGGAUAGCUUGAAUAAUAACGUCUUUGUAAUGCAUUUUAAUUCGCUACAGAGCCCAACACCAGUGAAAGUUGUGGGAGUAUUGAAAAAUCAGUCUGCAUGGUAAGUUGUGUUAGCAGCUUGCAAUGUGUUUGAAGUGUGUAUCACUAGUGCAUCAACUGGGUCGGUGCUGAUGCAGGUGUGCUGAGUGGGUCAGCUUAUUUAACCAAUUUUUUGUCCUCACCAGGUGCACAAACCUGACCUGGAACAAAAAAACUAGCAUUACACGAAUCAACAUUAGCAUAUACCAGCAUGAGACACAAGAUGGCACCUGCUAACAAAGAAGCUACCCCGACUGCUUUAUUUUACCCGCCAUCAAGCCUGUGUGCUUUCUUGCAUUAAUUUGCACACCAAUCUGAUUGGUAUGUCUUUCUCUUUUUUCCUCUUAUCUAUUUAACGAUCAAUUGACGAGAUUUAGAGUAGUGCCAUAUUUUUUUGUCGGUAAUGAUAACAAGGCUGAGCAGACUUGCAGUCUUGCAGUCUCUUCAAUGAGUUGUACUGCUGUUUUUAAAGUGGACUGAUCGUUAAGCUGACGAAACAUUGGAAAAAACGCCUUUACUAAAACAUUUAGAAAACACCAGUUGUGAAAGUUAGAUGUGAUUUAGGACCUUUAUAUAGCUUUAAACAGUGCACGCCAUUGUGCAGACUUUAAGUCUAUUCCUCACUGCUUCAUUUUCUUUCCCUUCAAAAAUUUAAAAUGGCGCUAUAGACUGAAUAAGGUCUAUAUAGCUUAGAUUUUAUUGUAAGAUAACAUUUGUUUGUUAUAACAGACCACUGAGAUAAAAACAUGCAAGUAACCAGCAAGUGUGACACCCUUGCAAACACAAAACGUUCCUUUAACGUUAGCAGUUCCCUUCUGGUAAUUUUUUGGAAACCAUUUCCUAAUGAUCUCGGAACCUUCUUUUUAGGUUUUGUUUUUGUAUAACCAAAAACUAUAAUUUCCCUGAUAGCACAUGUACGUCACAAAUGUCUAUUUGAUGUGUGUGUUUACAUCGAAGACAUAUUUUUAAUGUUGUUUGCUCAUCUGAAAACAUCUAUAAGAUAUAUGUCAAUAAGUAUGUCUCGGAUGUCAAUAAGACAUUCAGCAGAUGUCUUUAAGAUGUUUAUGAUUUAGAAUGUUUGUAAAUCUGAUCUUUUUAAGAUGUUUAUAAGACAUUCAGCAGAUGUCUUUGAGAUGUUUAUGGUUUAGAAUGUUUGUAAAUCUGAUCUUUUUAAGAUGUUUAGCAUAUGUUAAUUAGAUUGUGAUGCUUUCCAGAUGAAAAGAUCUAAACAAACGUCAGAGAUGUACGUGUGCUGUCUGGGUUAUUGCAAGAAUUCCCAGAAAAGCUAUGUGUCUCUUUCUUUUCUUUCCCCCUUUAAGUCAAAGAAGGGCUCAGUAAGGAUUCACAGUGAUUCAAAAGAAAGAAAUGAUUUUGUCCUUUAUAAUAAAUAGAAAAAAGCCCAUAAAGGGUAGGCCAAAAUCAGUUUUUAAAAAGACAAUUUAAGCUUGCUAUUUCUGCAUGCAAACACUUUGUCAACCCAGGUUUACACACAUUGUGUAUGUAUGUGUGUGUGUGUGUGUGUGUGUGUGUGUGUGUGUCUUAUUUAACCAUAUUUAAAAAUAAAUCUUUUUCCAUGA